CCACUUGCAGGGGCCCAGGAGGGUGGCCUCCCUCCCCAGGUUCCCCGAGGCUGGGAGGCCAACGUGCUCUCAGGGUGGGUGUGGUGCGUGGUUUCAUUCAGCCCUUCUCUGGGGGCUCUGCGAGCGCCACUCACACCAGAAGGAGCAGGAGAAAGAGGACGAGUGGCUCCAACAGCCUCCACUCCAGGGGAGUGAGGGCAUCGCCUCCUUUUCUUGGAGGACACUCCCUUCUGGUGGUGAAUGGGAACUCCCUUCCUCCUGCGGCAGCCUGCCUGCGGCGGUCCCGGUUGGACGGUGUGGACGCUGCAAAGCUGCCACUGCCCGGGAAAGAAAGCAGCCCAGAGCCGAGGCAAAGAGAGCUGCAGUAGCCCAGAGGUUCAGAGAGCCGGCUCGGGGCUGCUGGGGAGCCGGCUGCAGCACAGUGACAGUGACAAACACAGAGCAGACGUCUCCAAGUGCAUUCUGCCUCCCCUGGGACGGCACUGAGUGAGUGUGGAGGGAGCUGCAGCCCUCAGACUACAAGCUCUCCAGGUACCUUAAUACACAAAACCGCAUGCUGGGACUGCUAACUGUUCCUCCAGAAACGCCUGGAUAUCAUCUGUCUGGCAGAAAUUCUUGAAAGCCCCACGAGCAGCAGCUGCUGAGCCAUGGCCGAAGGGGAGAUCACAACCUUCACGGCCCUGACGGAGAAGUUUAAUCUGCCUCCAGGAAACUACAAGAAGCCCAAGCUGCUCUACUGUAGCAACGGGGGCCACUUCCUGAGGAUCCUUCCAGAUGGCACAGUGGAUGGGACCAGAGACAGGAGCGACCAGCACAUUCAGCUGCAGCUCAGUGCGGAAAGCGUGGGGGAGGUGUAUAUAAAGAGUACCCAGACUGGCCAGUACUUGGCCAUGGACGCCGACGGGCUUUUAUACGGCUCACAAACACCAAAUGAGGAAUGUUUGUUCCUGGAGAGGCUGGAGGAAAACCAUUACAACACCUACAUAUCCAAGAAGCACGCAGAGAAGAAUUGGUUUGUUGGCCUCAAGAAGAAUGGAAGUUGCAAACGCGGCCCCCGGACUCACUAUGGCCAGAAAGCGAUCUUGUUUCUCCCCCUGCCAGUCUCCUCUGAUUAAAAAAAAUCUCUUCUGGGUGCUGAUCGCUCCAGAGGAGCCUCAAGGGGUCCUCACCUGGUGGACCCAAAUAUGUUCCCUUGACCAUUGGCUGCGCUAACCCCCAGCCCACAGAGCCUGAACUUGUAAACAACGCGCUUCUAAACGCCCAGUCCUCUUUUUUGCACAGCCCUUUACCCCAGCACAGUUUGGAACAGAGGGACCAAAUUGCUUCUAGGGGCCAAUUGGCUGGGCAGUCUGGGUCUGGGUUUGGAUGUCCAAUUGCCUCUGGGCACCUGGUACAGGCUGAGCCCUCAGUGCAAAGGUGGGGCCAAAGGAAGUGUGUUAAGGGGACUGCCCAGUGGGUCAUUAGUAACUGCACACCAUUUCCUUCUACUGAGUAAACCCCAUCUGCAAUUCCCCCAAA
Molecule: messenger RNA, 1518 nt
Organism: Lemur catta (Ring-tailed lemur)
Lineage: Eukaryota; Metazoa; Chordata; Mammalia; Primates; Lemuridae
Gene: FGF1
Product: fibroblast growth factor 1
Exons: 6
Coding region: 648-1115 (155 amino acids)
Biological process (GO): fibroblast growth factor receptor signaling pathway; regulation of cell migration; cell differentiation
Cellular component (GO): cytoplasm
Molecular function (GO): growth factor activity; fibroblast growth factor receptor binding
Source: RefSeq, a predicted model, not a curated record